AUGCUUCGCCGAAUCAUAACAACCCAUGAUCCUAAAAGCGGCCGAGCUGUCUUUAGCGACGCCAUUAGUGAACAGGUAUCAUUCACUGGAUUCCCUGUUCCACCGGGCAAGCCACCGGCGACAAACUAUGCUCUGGCCUACAAUACCAAUGUAUUCCCUGUGCAAGGGCUCUCCCCUCCAAGUUCUAAAACCCCGGAGUCCAAAGCCAAUCUCGACAUUAAGCACUAUCAGUCCCAGCUCUCGCAGCCAAUGCCUUUGAAUCCGCCCAACGGCACAUCCUGCACCAUUAUUGAGCGCCUGCAGCCCGGGUUCGACCGGGCCAUCAUCCACGAUGCUGCACAAGUUGGUCCGCUGCAAUUCAAUCUCACCAAAUUGGUCUCCUCCCCUCUCCUGCAGUCGGUUUACUCUGAAGUUCUCCGGAUGCGCAUCGCCCUCAUGUUGAAACGGACUCCCACACAGUCCGAUGUCCGGCUGGGACCAUGGCAGCUAGACAAAGGCCGGUUUAUCGUCCUCUCAACCCAGGUUGUAGCUCACGACGAGGCGGUCUGGGGCCCAGACCGGACGCAAAAUGGCAAAUACCCGUGGAGAUUGUGGACCGGCCAGCAGGAUGGUUGCCCUCUGCCGACAAAAUGUUCUAUGGCGUCGGUGCCAUGCCGCCCCGGACCAAUCCGUUCCGCAUUCGGCGGAGACAGAGCUGUUGACUUGUCAAUCCAUGAUGAUGAGAUAGUAGUUGGAAGGAACAAGGUGGACGCAUUGAAUUCACUCCCUCGUCUGUAG
Molecule: messenger RNA, 777 nt
Organism: Aspergillus pseudoviridinutans
Lineage: Eukaryota; Fungi; Ascomycota; Eurotiomycetes; Eurotiales; Aspergillaceae
Exons: 2
Coding region: 1-777 (258 amino acids)
Molecular function (GO): monooxygenase activity; oxidoreductase activity, acting on paired donors, with incorporation or reduction of molecular oxygen; iron ion binding
Source: RefSeq, a predicted model, not a curated record